Messenger RNA from Mucor mucedo, 285 nucleotides. RefSeq lists its product as uncharacterized. The transcript has 2 exons. The annotation marks the transcript as partial. The record is from RefSeq and is a predicted model, not a curated record. NCBI's taxonomy places the organism in Eukaryota, Fungi, Mucoromycota, Mucoromycetes, Mucorales, Mucoraceae.
UACCCAAAAUAUAUUGAAGACAGUAGGACAGAAAACGAAAAUAAGUACCCAAGAGAAUGGAAACCCAAAGAAGUUGUUAGGUCCGGUAUUCAAGUUACUACAAACAUGUAUUAUGAGAGUAUAAACAUUCCGUCUUGUGCAUCAAAGAUUCCAGAAUCAGCAGACAGCCUACCAAACAACAUUAAAACUUAUUGGUUCUGUCAGGAUUGUAAAAAGACAUUUUCCUAUGUAAAAGCUCAAGUUAUCCAGCAUGUCAACGACGAUUGUACUGCCAUUCCUGCUUAG